AAGAAAAUUUACUUCAAAGAGCUGCAACUUGGGCUCGGGAUGGGGGUCCGAAACAUCACUGCUGGUUUUGGAAAAGGCAACAACAAUCCGAAUAAAGGUGGCACUGGUGCUGGUUGCCCCUCUUUUCCCUUCGCCGCUGCGGAGGUACUAGUGGAAAUACCGGAAUUUCAACCUUCUCCUGCCUUUGCGAAGUCCACCGCGGGGACCGGUGGUAGACACUAUCGCAUCAAGCUCGACUUGGAAAAUCAAUACGAGUACGAGUAUUCCUUGACGAUAUUUCUCAACGAUGGCUUGCAUCCGAAUUACUUCCUCCAACGGAUUCAGGACGGUGUGAUUCUUCGCGAAGAUCUCCACAGAAGUCUCGCGUUCAACCUGGAUCACGUCGCCGCGAGAGCACCCAAGCUGAUUCUGAAAUACGUCAACAAUGGACGUCGACGAGAAGGACCCAUGGAUGAAGACGAGGACGAUGUUGUAGUUCCUGAACCGAUGGAAGGUCUUUGGACUAAAGGAAAGAAAGGAAGAGGCAAGGAUAAAGACGCUAGUAGUUGUAAAACGUCUAAGGGUGCUAGUGGUGGU
This is a messenger RNA of Amoebophrya sp. A25, 576 nucleotides long. The record is from the annotation of a GenBank genome assembly. NCBI's taxonomy places the organism in Eukaryota, Dinophyceae, Syndiniales, Amoebophryaceae.